Molecule: messenger RNA, 348 nt
Organism: Setaria italica (foxtail millet)
Lineage: Eukaryota; Viridiplantae; Streptophyta; Magnoliopsida; Poales; Poaceae
Exons: 2
Coding region: 1-348 (115 amino acids)
Source: RefSeq, a predicted model, not a curated record
AUGUGCAAGAAGUGGGCGCAUGGCCGGCAGCGGCCGGCGGCCGUCAUGGUGGCUUGCCGCACGGUCCUCAAGCUCCUGGAUCUCCUAGAAGAGCGCCGCCCCCUCAUCUCCGCCAAAGCCCUUCCGCGCUCCCUGGUCAAGGCGCGCCUUGCACGCGCUCCUAAGGUCGUCACCGCCGACAGCUUCCGGCCAAUCAGCCUGCAGAAUUGCAUGCCGAAGCUCGCUGCCAAGAUCCUCACCAACCUCUUGCAAAGCGUCAUCCCCGCGCUCAUCUUCGACUACCAGACAGGCUUCGUCAAGGGGCGCUUCAUCACGGACAACUUCCUGCUCACCACGGAACUUGUCUAG